AUGCAUACAGCUGCGCUGCCAACCAAGCUGCUGAUCCUCAUGAUGGUCGUGGAUCAGAACAAGAUUGCUAUCAUUGGCGAAGAAGGUAAUCGACUUGGUCAGGAUUACGACGAUAACUCUGGCAUCGCUUUUCUCUUCAGAGCUAUAGCCAACGUGAACCAUCCCUCCGCAGCCCGGGUAUACUACGAAGACAACGGUGAGUAUCGGGACAGCAUCAAUCCGGGUACUUCCUUUCGGCGUCGAUCUUUGGAAGAAGAAGGCAUGCUGGCGAAUGCAACAUUGCUGAGUGCCGAGAACCUCGACCAGGCCGACUUGGAGAGCAUGGGAUUCGUCUCAAUUGAUUUCGUACCGAAUGAUUCUGGCAGCCUGACCAUCAAAUUGCCCAACGGAAAACAACUUGCUGCCGAUGAUCAAGAAGCUUAUACUGAUGCCAUAAAGUCGGGCAUGACAAAUACCACAUUCACAGCUUAUGACUACAAUAGCUUUGCUUCGAAUUCGACCUCGGCACACGCCCCGUUACUCGAGUCCGAAUCAAGCGACAAUCAAGUCCCGCGCAUCAAUGUCAACGGUGCAGAAGGUUUUAACCUCACUUAUAAACCCAUUGAGGAUUCGAUCGACAUAUUGGCAAUUGGCACAGAGUACAUCCGCGGUUCGGUGUAUUCGUCGAACAGCACGCAAAAUGCGACAGACGCCAAGAAUGCAACAGACAGCAAGGGCACGAGUAGUGCUAAGCGCAUCACCCAUCGCGGAGCUCAUCAGCACUUCUCACAUAAACGACAAGCCGCCCCGGUCGAAGGACCUAUUCAAUGUGGACCAGGUCAGCCUUGCCUUGACGGAUCAUGCUGCAAUUCUGAUGGAAAGUGUGGUUUUAAGGAGCAUAAUUGCGGCGCGAAGUGUAUAUCCAACUGCGAUGCAAAAGCCAUGUGCGGAAUUGAUUCGGCGGAUGAUCCAGAGCCUCAAUUCAUGAAGACGUCUUGCCAACAAGGGUUCGGUGGCUGCACCAUUGUACCCUCACCUGUCUGCGGGAAGGGAUCUGGAACGGCCUCGAAGGGCCGCCGCGUUGGAUACUACCAAGGCUGGAACUCACGAGAACGCGCAUGCGACAAGGUCCCACCCCGACUCAUCAACACCCGUGGACUUACUCACCUGUUCUAUUCGUUCGCUUUCUUCGAUCCGACAACUUUUGAGAUGACGCCGAUGAACGCGGCAGAUGUUCCUCUGUACGGCGAAUUCACGGCAUUGAAACGGAAUGGACUCCAGACAUGGAUAGCCGUGGGCGGUUUAUCUGUGAUGAUGGUGAUUCGAACAAAGAUAACUGACGAGAGACAGUGGUCCUUCAACGACGAGGGUCCCACGUACAACGCCUAUUCCAACAUGGUAUCCAUGCGAGCUAACAGGGCUGCGUUCAUCUCAUCUCUUAUCAGGUUCAUGGACACUUAUGGCUUCCAAGGGGCUGAUAUUGAUUGGGAAUAUCCAGCAGAGCCAAAGCGCGGCGGCCGAAAGGAAGAUACUGACAACCUUGUUCUACUUAUGAAAGAGAUGCACGAGGCCUUUGCUGGACGAUAUGGCAGUAGUCUUACGAUUGCCCCAGACUAUUGGUACUUGAGAGGUUUCAAGCCGGCAGCUAUGCAAGACUAUGUCGACUUCAUGGGGUUCAUGAGGUACUAUGCCCGCACCCGUUUCGACUGA
This is a messenger RNA of Parastagonospora nodorum SN15, 1689 nucleotides long. RefSeq lists its product as hypothetical. The coding region runs from base 1 to 1689 and encodes 562 amino acids. Gene Ontology annotation, biological process: carbohydrate metabolic process; chitin catabolic process. Lineage: Eukaryota; Fungi; Ascomycota; Dothideomycetes; Pleosporales; Phaeosphaeriaceae. The record is from RefSeq and is a predicted model, not a curated record. Gene Ontology annotation, molecular function: chitin binding; chitinase activity. Gene Ontology annotation, cellular component: extracellular region. The transcript is spliced from 7 exons.